Mastomys coucha (southern multimammate mouse) is the source of this 1302-nucleotide messenger RNA. RefSeq names its product adaptor related protein complex 1 subunit sigma 3 (gene Ap1s3). The transcript is spliced from 5 exons. Lineage: Eukaryota; Metazoa; Chordata; Mammalia; Rodentia; Muridae. Gene Ontology annotation, cellular component: AP-1 adaptor complex; intracellular membrane-bounded organelle; membrane coat. Gene Ontology annotation, molecular function: clathrin-cargo adaptor activity. Gene Ontology annotation, biological process: vesicle-mediated transport; intracellular protein transport. The record is from RefSeq and is a predicted model, not a curated record. The coding region runs from base 132 to 596 and encodes 154 amino acids.
GGGCAUUGUGGGAAGUAGCCAUGGUCUGAGGCUAGCGCCUCACCUGUCAGCCGCCCGGGCUGCUACGGUCUCUUCUGGCUCUCGCAUCCCGGGCGAUCGCUGCUGUCGAGACCCGGGCGGCUGCGGCCACCAUGAUACAUUUCAUCUUGCUCUUCAGUCGACAAGGGAAGCUGCGGCUGCAGAAAUGGUACACCACGCUCUCUGACAAAGAGAGGAAGAAGAUCACCCGGGACAUCAUCCAGACCGUCCUCUCUCGUGGGCACAGGACCAGCAGCUUCAUUGACUGGAAGGAGCUGAAACUUGUUUAUAAAAGGUAUGCUAGUUUAUAUUUUUGCUGUGCAAUAGAAAAUCAAGACAAUGAGCUCUUGACACUAGAGAUUGUUCAUCGUUAUGUGGAGUUGCUGGAUAAAUACUUUGGAAAUGUCUGUGAGCUGGAUAUUAUCUUUAAUUUUGAAAAGGCAUAUUUUAUCCUUGAUGAGUUUAUAAUAGGUGGAGAAAUUCAAGAAACAUCCAAGAAAACGGCAGUCAAGGCCAUUGAAGACUCUGAUAUGUUACAAGAGACGAUGGAAGAAUACAUGAACAAGCCCACGUUUUAAGUGUACAGUCUACUUGAGGAUGCUGAACGCUCCAUGCUGUGAACCUACCAACAAGCAACUCCUUGAAUCCAGUCUCCGCACGGCCUCUGGCACCACGCCAAAAAAAACACGACUUAAAGGGAUUCUGUGUUAGCUAGCAAAAACUUAAAGUUGUUAGCAAAAUGUCCUUAUGGUUGCUAUGUGUCCGUAUUGUACUGUCUCAUCAAUACUCAGACUGUGGCUCUAGCUGUUUCAUGUAAUUGCUGCAGAUUGAAUAGUUGCUUGCUGUGUUUUUAAGUCCUUGUGGUAUUUUUAAGGUAAUUUCAAAUAUUGGUUGCAAUAUGAUAAUUUUUAUUGCCAUUUGAUCUUCUACCUGUAGGCUGACAACUGCUUUGUGAAAACACACAAUUUUGAAUGUAAAGUAUAUUUUAUAUAAUAAAUGCCUUUCCUAAAUGUUUAAGAGUGUACAUAAAUUCAGUUUAUGUUAAUAGCUCAGAUUUCAUAUAUGAUGCUUAGAUAUUUUUAAUAUGUUCAAUGCUACUAUAAUUUCAGGUCAGAUACCAUGUAUAUGACUUUAAUGUCUUGAAUUCAACUUUUUUUUUUUUUUUUUUUUUUUUUUUUUUUUUUAGAAUUGGGAUAAAACUUCAUAAGAGAUUUUGAUGUCUUAGAAUAAAGUGCUAGAUCAAGGUUUUAACUUUACUUUCAAUUGAAUAUAAGGGACAUUUCA